Candidula unifasciata is the source of this 313-nucleotide messenger RNA. Lineage: Eukaryota; Metazoa; Mollusca; Gastropoda; Stylommatophora; Geomitridae. The record is from the annotation of a GenBank genome assembly.
AUGGAUACAAGCAAACAUCGCGAGAUCACGUUCCCGGAAACAGAGUGUCCAAACCUGAGUAUAGAUACAACAUGUGAAGGUACAUAUGCAACACAUGAGAGUACAGAUGCAACAUCUGAGAGUACAGGUACAACAUGUGAGAGUACAAGUACAACACGUGGGAAAACAGACACAACAUGUGAGAGUAAAGACACAACAUGUGGGAGUACAGAUAAAGCAGGCGAGAGUAAAUUACGUAAUAAAGAAACCACAACAAGCGUGGACACCACAUGCGAUACUCUAACACUAGCCAGGCUGGACAGGGAAAGUCAAG